Engraulis encrasicolus (European anchovy) is the source of this 1402-nucleotide messenger RNA. It is a transcript of the gene gar1, whose product is annotated as GAR1 homolog, ribonucleoprotein. Gene Ontology annotation, molecular function: box H/ACA snoRNA binding. Bases 128 to 784 code for a protein of 218 amino acids. Gene Ontology annotation, cellular component: box H/ACA snoRNP complex. Lineage: Eukaryota; Metazoa; Chordata; Actinopteri; Clupeiformes; Engraulidae. The record is from RefSeq and is a predicted model, not a curated record. Gene Ontology annotation, biological process: snoRNA guided rRNA pseudouridine synthesis; ribosome biogenesis. The transcript has 7 exons.
UCUAGUGUGUUUGCACGGCAGGCAACAACUUCACAUGUGCCGCACAUUCCUCCUGUUACGCCGCAUGUUACACGAGUUCGUUCUUUGCUGAAUACUGUCGUAAUUACGCUCUAUUAAAAGUGUAAGAAUGUCUUUUCGUGGAGGAGGUGGAAGAGGCGGAGGAGGAUUUCGGGGUGGCGGUGGAGGAUUUAACCGUGGAGGAAGAGGUGGAUUUGGUGGUCGAGGAGGGGGAAGAGGUGGCUUCAGACAAGAUUAUGGUCCUCCGGAAUACGUUGUUGGUCUUGGAGAGUUCGUGCAUCCAUGUGAGGAUGACAUUGUGUGCAAGUGCACAACAGAAGAAAGCAAAGUGCCUUACUUCAACGCCCCAGUGUAUCUGGAAAACAAAGAACAGAUCGGAAAAGUGGAUGAAAUUUUUGGAAACCUCCGGGAUUUUUAUUUUUCUGUGAAACUAUCAGAAAAUAUGAAGGCAUCAUCUUUUAAAAAGCUUCAAAAGUUCUAUAUAGACCCGGCAAAGCUCCUACCCCUACAGAGGUUCCUCCCACGGCCCCCAGGAGAGAAGGGUCCCCCCAGAGGUAGAGGUGGUGGAAGAGGUGGUGGCCGUGGAGGUGGCUUCCGGGGCGGUCGUGGUGGAGGUGGACGAGGAGGAGGAUUUGGUGGAGGUGGACGAGGAGGCGGCUUUGGAGGUGGUCGCGGUGGAGGAGGAGGCUUUGGAGGGGGCAGAGGUGGAGGAUUCAGGGGAGGAAGGGGAGGAGGAGGAGGCCGCGGCUUCAGAGGGGGAAGAUAAAGACUCGUCAGAAACAAUUGAAUAUCCUGCGUCAUUGGAAGACUACUGUGGGAGGUGGAGCAAAAAGACAAUUGAGCUCAAACUCAGAGUUAUUUUAAAAGAGACAUAAGGUCCUGCAGAUUUUUGUACCUUUUGAUCUGCAAAUACAACUUUUACUUUUUUAUGACAAUUAUUUGUAAUGUAAAAUGUGUGCAUUCCAUCAAAUCUCUCUUGUCUAUUCAAUGCUUGGGGUGUGCUGUAUGUACCAUGGGGAAAAAAGUUCACUACUGAAAGCAAAUAUGAAGCUUAAAGGUAUGAACUUGUAAAUGGGUGUCUCAUUUUUAAAACACUGCUUUGAUUCUGUGCGCAUGUCAAGCAAUCAUCUGAAGACGUUUCCUUUAGUACAGUACCUACCAAAAGGCCUAACAUACUUUUGUACCUGACGUCUCUGUUGUCAAAGUCCUUGGUUUGGGUCACUUAUGGUUCAGAUGCUGGUGGUUUUUCAGUCAGGGACUGAAAUCAUGCAGUCAGUUGCUGAAAGAAAAAGUCUAAAAUAUUUUGUACAGCAUUGUUGAUCCACUAGUGUGCAAGUUGUAUGUGAAUAAAAGGCAGUUGGUAACCAGCUGCUGAUUAAAUCUG